Molecule: messenger RNA, 4496 nt
Organism: Lepisosteus oculatus (spotted gar)
Lineage: Eukaryota; Metazoa; Chordata; Actinopteri; Semionotiformes; Lepisosteidae
Gene: ace
Product: angiotensin I converting enzyme (peptidyl-dipeptidase A) 1
Biological process (GO): proteolysis
Cellular component (GO): plasma membrane
Molecular function (GO): peptidyl-dipeptidase activity; metallopeptidase activity
Source: RefSeq, a predicted model, not a curated record
AAAACAAACAAACGAGGAUGCCAAGGAAAUUCGUGUCGGCAAGGGACAGAGGUCAGGUCUGAAACAUUGCAGUUUGUGUAUUUAAGCUGCCCUGCUGAAGACACUGUCCAGGCUGAUGCCUUGUGGGUUUGAAACCAGACGCAUCGCAAUGGCUCAGAAUGACCUCAGUGCUGAGGUCAGUGUCGUACGAACCGUGGAACUGCUGACAGAGAAAGGUCAGAGAUGCUCUGGUAUCAUUGCAGCACCCAGGACAGAUUACAGUGUGUUGUGAAAGGAAAUCUCUUUACACCAGGAGUCUCCAAAACCAGUCCCAGAGGUCCGAUAUCUCUGGGGACUGCAGGAUCACUGGGAGUGUUUUCUUCCGGUCCAACUCGGCUCUCAACAAGCUAAACUGGCUUGACUGGACCAGUGCAACAAAUUCUCUCAGCUCUUCAGCCGAGGGACAGAAAAUCGGGAGCGCGAAGCAUGAAGUCCCCCGGCAGCUUAAGAGAUAUAAAUGAGGCAGCCGCACCAGCCAAGGACGCACCAGUGCCAGCUGGACAUACAACACCGACCUGAAUGAACAUAACCAGAUAGCACAGGUUAACGCCUCAAUGGAGGAGCAGGCCUUUGUGGAGGCCUGGGGAAAGAAAGCCAAGGACCUCUUCCCCACCUGGGUGACGGACACCUUUAACGACAUUCAGCUCAGGACCCUCAUAAAGAAGAUCAGUGUCCUGGGAGCAGCUAACCUCAACACCACGGAGCGAAAGAACUACAACACCAUCUUGAGUGACAUGGACAGUAUUUAUUCUACUGCUAAUGUGUGUCCACCUGGAGAGAAUAUUAAGUGCUGGUCCCUUGAGCCCGACAUCGUAGACCUGAUGGCCACCUCUCGGAACUACAAGAAGCUCCUAUAUGCAUGGGAAGGCUGGCACAAUGCUUCGGGCAUCCCGCUGCGGAAAAAGUAUCCAGAAUUUGUGGAGCUCAGCAACAAAGCUUCGCAAAUGGAUGGCUUUGUUGACACCGGUGAUUACUGGCGCUCCUGGUAUGAAUCCCCCACCUUUCAAGAAGACCUGGAGACAAUUUAUCAGCAGCUACAGCCUCUGUACCUCCAUUUGCACGCCUUUGUUCGCCGCAAACUCUACCAGCGCUAUGGCCCCAAGUACAUCAACCUCAAAGGACCCAUUCCUGCACACUUACUUGGAAACAUGUGGGCUCAACAGUGGAACAACAUCUAUGAUAUGAUGGUACCCUUUCCUCACAAGCCCAACCUUGACGUGACACAAACUAUGGUGAAUCUGAAGUGGAAUGCGACCCACAUGUUCCGAGUCUCCGAAGAGUUCUUCACUUCCCUAGGCCUGAUUGCCAUGCCACAGGAGUUCUGGGACCAUUCCAUGCUGGAGAAACCCACUGAUGGCCGGCAGGUUGUGUGUCAUGCCUCUGCUUGGGACUUCUACAACCGGAAAGACUUCAGGAUUAAGCAGUGCACCACAGUGACCAUGGAGCAGCUGUUCACUGUGCACCACGAAAUGGGCCAUGUGGAGUACUACCUGCAGUACAAGGACCAGCCUGUCGGCUUCCGCAGUGGGGCCAACCCCGGCUUCCAUGAGGCAGUGGGGGACGUCCUGUCUCUGUCUGUCUCCACACCCAAACACCUCAAAGAGAUCGGCCUACUGAAAUCCUUUGUCCCGGACAAUGAAAGUGACAUUAACUACCUGCUGAAAAUGGCCCUGGAGAAGAUUGCCUUCCUGCCCUUCGGAUACCUCAUCGACCAGUGGAGGUGGGGGGUGUUUAGCGGACGCACCCCACCUGAGCGCUACAAUGCAGACUGGUGGUACCUGAGAACGAAAUACCAGGGGAUCUGCCCACCAAUCGAACGCAGUGAGGAGCACUUUGAUGCUGGGGCCAAAUUCCACAUUCCAGGAAAUACUCCAUAUAUUAGGUAUUUUGUCAGCUUCAUCCUUCAGUUCCAGUUCCAUGAGAAACUGUGCGAAGCAGCCAAACAUGUGGGACCAUUGCACCAGUGUGACAUCUAUCGUUCCAAGGAAGCAGGAGCUAUCCUACAAAAGGUCCUCAGCGCUGGCUCCUCGAAGCCCUGGCAGGAUAUCCUGCAAGAAGCCUUGGGAACAAACCGAAUGGAUGCUGGACCUCUGAUGGCAUACUUCAGUCCCAUCAUCAACUGGCUGAAGGAGCAGAAUGCCAAUGAGACCCUAGGGUGGCCAGAUUUUGAGUGGCGCCCCCCUGUGCCAGAGGGAUAUCCUGAAGACAUAGACAAAAUUGCAGAUGAGGAAAAAGCCAUCGAGUUCUUGGACCAGUACAACUCCACAGCUGAGGUGGUGUGGAAUGCUUACACUGAGGCCUCCUGGGUAUACAACACUAACAUCACUGAAGAAAACAAGCAGACCAUGUUGCAAAAGAACUUGGAGAUGUCAAACCACACCCUGACAUAUGGACUGGAGGCACGGAAGUUUGAUUACACUGAUUUCCAGGAUGAAUCGGUGAAGCGCAUUCUGAAGAAACUGAGUGAGAUUGAGCGUGCGGGACUUCCACAGAAUGAGCUCAAAGAUUACAAUGAGCUACUCUCUAGAAUGGAGACCACUUACAGCGUUGCUACGGUGUGCCAAGAGGGUCGGCGAUGCCUCCCCCUGGACCCUGAUCUCACUGAGAUUAUGGCCAAGUCCCGAGACUACAAGGAACUCCUUUUCGCCUGGCAGGGAUGGCGUGAUGCCUCUGGGAAAAAGAUUCGCCAGGAUUACAAGACCUACGUGGAGCUCAGCAACAAAGCAGCCAGACUGAAUGGUCACCCCGACAAUGGGGCCUACUGGCGCUCGCUCUACGAGACGCCCACCUUCGAACAGGACCUGGAGAGGCUGUACCAGGAGAUGCAGCCCCUCUACCUCAACUUGCACGCCUAUGUGCGCAAAGCCCUGUACAAGAAGUACGGAUCUGAAUACGUCAACCUGAAGGGACCCAUCCCUGCCCACCUGCUGGGUAACAUGUGGGCCCAGUCCUGGUCUAAUAUAUAUGAUCUAGUGACUCCUUUUCCGGAUGCUGGGCAAGUUGAUGCCACCCCAGCAAUGGUAGCCAAGGGCUGGGAUGCACGGAAGAUGUUUGAACAGUCAGACCACUUCUUCCAGUCCCUUGGAUUGAUUCCCAUGCCCCCGGAGUUCUGGAGCAAGUCCAUGCUGGAGAAGCCCUCCGAUGGGCGGUCGGUGGUAUGCCACGCCUCGGCCUGGGACUUCUACAACCGCAAGGACUUCAGGAUCAAGCAGUGCACAGUGGUGACGAUGGAUGACCUGAUCACUGUACAUCAUGAGAUGGGCCAUGUGCAGUACUUCCUGCAGUACAAGGACCAGCCUGUCCCGUUUAGGGAUGGAGCCAACCCUGGCUUCCAUGAGGCCAUCGGGGACGUUCUGGCCCUGUCGGUUUCCACACCCAAGCACCUGCACAGCAUCGGACUGCUGGACAAAGUGGAGAACAACUAUGACAGUGACAUUAACUAUCUGAUGAGCAUUGCUUUGGACAAAAUUGCCUUCCUGCCCUUCGGCUACCUGAUGGACCAGUGGCGCUGGAAGGUUUUCGAUGGGCGGAUCUCGGAACAGGAGUACAACAAGGAGUGGUGGAACCUCAGGCUGAAGUAUCAAGGACUGUGCCCGCCUGUGCCUCGCUCAGAGGAAGACUUUGACCCUGGUGCCAAGUUUCAUAUUCCUGCCAAUGUCCCUUAUGUCAGGUACUUUGUCAGCUUCGUGAUCCAGUUCCAGUUCCAUGAGGCUCUCUGCAAGGCAGCAAAACACACUGGCCCACUCCACAUGUGUGACAUCUACAACUCCAGGGAGGCUGGCAAGUUACUGGGGGAUGUCAUGCAGCUGGGGUUCAGUAAACCGUGGCCAGAGGCCAUGACGUUGAUCACUGGGCAGCCCAACAUGUCGGCCCAGGCUCUGCUGAAAUACUUCGAGCCCCUGAUUACCUGGCUAGAGAAGGAGAACAAGAAAAAUGGAGACAUUUUGGGAUGGCCCGAGUACGACUGGGUCCCAGUUUCAGGACCGGAGAAAGGGCCAGAGAAAGUGACCGGAUCUGCGGAGGUGAGCUUCCUGGGCAUGAACCUGACCAGCGAUCAGGCAGCGGCCGGCCAGUGGAUUCUGCUGGUCCUGGGGCUGGGACUACUCAUUGCCACCAUCUGCCUGGCCUACAAAUCCAAGUCCAAAAAGAGACAGAAAUCCAACUCGGAGCUGGAGCUGAAAUAGACCCCCUCUUCCCUCCCUGGCAGUAAUUCCCGUUUCCCUUUUCUGUCCUUCUCCCCCCCCCGGUUUUUACAAAAUCGGGUCAGACGUGUUUGACUAUGCAAAUGAGCCAACACAAUUUUUUUAAUUUAUUUGUAAAAUUUGGAAAGUUUAAAAAGAGAGGUUUAAAUCACUUUUGUUUGUAAAGUUUGAGAAUUCUGUAUGCAGCUUUUUUAAUUUAAUUAUGAUGGAGAAAAAAGAACAGCAGCUGUUUUGCAUUUCUAGAAUAAAAUAACU